Messenger RNA from Dissoconium aciculare CBS 342.82, 1086 nucleotides. RefSeq lists its product as uncharacterized. Bases 1 to 1086 code for a protein of 361 amino acids. The transcript has a single exon. The record is from RefSeq and is a predicted model, not a curated record. NCBI's taxonomy places the organism in Eukaryota, Fungi, Ascomycota, Dothideomycetes, Mycosphaerellales, Dissoconiaceae.
AUGCCCCCCAAGCGUAGUCUCAGCCCAGAUGCUGGCGCCGAGCCGAGGAAGAGAUCGAAGGAACGCGCUUGUGAGGAAAAGGAAGAGGGUCAGGGAUAUCUGAAGGGAGAGGUAAAUGGAGAGGAGAAGAAAAAACAGAAACACAUCUUUGAGUUGUCACAAGAAACGCUUCACCAAAUCUGGGAAUUCACUCUCAACCCAGAUCCUGAUCGACCAGGAGAAAAAUACAUCCAACGCCUGACCGGUAGUUUCCUGGGAGAGACAUCUCAAACAGAGUACAAAAUGCCGGGCCUCCUUCUGGCUUGCAAGUCAAUCUUUCGUGCAGCUCUGCCACUUCACUACCAAGGCCACAUCUUCGUUUUCAGUGUCAACAUGAGGCAUAUGGAUAUUGUUCUGAAAUGGCUCCGGGGUCGGCGCAAGUUCCACAGGGAUAUCAAGUUCAUGGACUCUCUGCGCUCUUUGCAGGUCCACAUCAAGCUCAGUCCCACUCAUGAUGAUUGGCACGCCGUGUACAUGCCGGCUCAGAUCACCAAGUUCUGCUGCAAGUUCGGUGUGACGGUCCGAUUCGCCUCUCGGCUCUAUCAACAAUUCCUACCGCUGCAAUUUGCUCCUAUCAUCGCAGGCCGCAUCAUCGGCUACCAUGCCUACAAAGAAAGCUGGAAAUAUCGACUCUUCUUCUCCGCCACCUCUCACAUCGCUAAAUCCCUCGACUUCACACGAUUCCCGGGAGAUGUAACUGAUCUCUUUGGACCCAUGGUCCAGCAUGUGCAUGCCUCACCGUGUAAUGACGACGGCAAAUUCAAGAUCGACUAUCGAGUCAUCUACAGCGUUCCUCGCAGUCCCAACUCCCUCGAUCAGAGAAAGGUCAAAAUACGAGUGGUGGUGAAGUAUCAAGGACGCCUAGUUCGCCUGAAGGACCAUCUCUCCUGCGGGCCGCUGGAAGGUGAACACGUCGAUGUUUGUGACUACUCGAAUUGUUCCGACGCGAGUUGCUGGCACCACAUGCUCAACGAACACCAGGAUUGGCUCGCCGAUCUCCUUCCGAAUGCUCCCCAAAUCCCUCAAAGCAGUGCCUUCGCUGCGUAG